Messenger RNA from Lymnaea stagnalis (great pond snail), 12915 nucleotides. Lineage: Eukaryota; Metazoa; Mollusca; Gastropoda; Lymnaeidae. The record is from the annotation of a GenBank genome assembly.
GGAAAAUGUUCUCUAUUUAUUUUUAAAAUUUAGUUUCACGUGCUUAAAAAAUAUAUUAAUUUAGAGAUAAUUAUUGUUGGACACUAAGAUUAGCUCGGACCAUCAGCUCUAAAUAAAAGUAAAGGUGCAAAGUUAAAUUUUUGAAAUGUCAAUCUCUAAUGAUGAAUCCAACCAAAACUCCGAAACACCUGUUUUGUUAUUUACCAAAUUUGUUGAACUCCAUCAAAAUCAGCUUGUUAAUUCCGGUGUACCUGAAUUAUACUGGCAUACCCUUUACCACAAGUUGGUAGUAUUAGAAGAGGUAAGUUACAGUUUGAAGUGCUAUUUUAACUAUUUAAAUUUUAAAGGGAUAUGUCCGUUACUGGCCACUCGGACUGGGUUUUCGGUCACCAUUUGGUGGCAUAGGCAUGAUGAUAUAGUCAUAGAAAGAGAGAGUGGGCCCUGUUUUCUCAUUUAAGUGUCAGACCGACAUUUGAUGCUGGAGCCACAAAAAGAAUGUUGAAAAUAUAUUGAUGAUGCCCGCAAAGCGCAAACUGAAAAUAUAUUGAUGUCCGUAAAGCGCAAACUGAAAAUAUAGUUUCGCAAAAGCUUAUAUUUGCAUAGAUAGCUCAUGUCUGCAAUCGUUUUCAUGGAGAUGAUAUAAACUCAAACUCUGUUUUCUUUUCUUACAUUAAUAAUUAAUUUGUUACAAUUUUUCUAUUUGAAAAAUUAUUACAUUGUUUUAAUUUGUCCAUUUUAAAUUUUUGUGUCUUUUAUGUAGGCCUAUGCUCUGAAAUGAACAAAGGCUUAAAAAAUAUUUCCAUUUAUUAGGAUCAGUAAAAGAAUUUCAUUUUAUCAAUAGAUGAAUAAAUGUUUAAAUAUAGCACUUCAAAUUUAUCAACAUGUUUAUUUAAUAACUGACGCUCAAGUUGUAAUUUUACCCCAUCUUCUUUUAAGGAUACAUGUCUACAUAUAAAUAAGAAAUAUACUCCGUGUGACAUUUGAUUAUGAUGUGAAUUAGCCUUUCAGAUUUCAGUUUGCAACUAAGUCUAAGAAGAGUACUAAUCUAAAUCUAAAUAUCACUUACGAACUUAAGAAAUAAAAAUAUUUCAAAAUUAAAUUGCUUAACUUAAAUAGCUUAGCCUAGCCGGGUUUACCGAGUUAGGUUUAAGGGGAGGGCAGGUGCAAAGGUACAAACACGCUAGAUACAUCCAUGCUUGAAGUUGAUGAUGACCCAUCAAUGUGUUGUCACUCUUUUGCCCACCACUGGCACUGCAAUGAAAAGCCAUUUUUUUAACUCAAUAGUUUACUAAAGUACUUAAUAGCUGUAGUUGCCCUAAAGGAUACAAGACAUGAGUUAAAAACAGGAUAUGAAUGAUGACUUACAAAUAUCAUUGAAUAUUUCAACCAAACACUGUUUGUUUAAUCUGCUGAAGAAGUCAUACUCAAUUAUAUCAUAUUGCCCAAAAUUUUGUAAUUUUUUAUGUCCCCUUGAUUUUUGUUUUUUAAAUUUACUUUCUUAAGCUUUAUUGCUGUCUCUCAUACUUCUUUUUCCCUCUUACAUAGUUUGAUCAUCUCCUAAUCAUCAUCCUUCCCUAACUUCUUAUAACAUACCCUUUUCCAUAUCUAAACUUACCCCCUGCUACUGUCCAACAUCCCUUACUCUUCAUCUUACCACAUACACUGGCCCUACUUACGAGAAUUUUCAUUCUCUAAUUUUCUCUCUUAAUAUUUAGUAUUUUAACCCUGUAAGGCAGGGAGGGGUGAUCUCCCACACUCCCCCCCCUUCCCCAUUGGUCAGCAAGGGAUGUGUAUUGAUUUGUACAUUUACUGAGAUGAGAAUUAGCUACGAUCACUAAUUUACUCUUCCAUCUCCUUUAAUCCUGUAAGGCAGGGAGGGGUGAUCUCCCACACCCCCCCCCCCUUCCCCAUUGGUCAGCAAGGGAUGUGUAUUGAUUUGUACAUUUACUGAGAUGAGAGCUAGCUACUAUCAAUAAUUUACUCUUCCAUCUCCUUUAAAAAAUUUUGAUUUAAGUCAUAUGAUGCUGGGACGAAAUUUCAAAUGCAACAAGUUCUCCACACUAAUGAUAAUGGAGAUACAACUGGAUUCCACUGGAGUAUCUGUGCUACAUCACCCUUACAAUUAAAUGACCCACAGCAGUAAGCAAUUGGAAUGACCAAUACACAGGGUGGACCCAAAAAAGUGAGACUUAGGCAACCCAAUAAAAGUAUAAAUAAUUUGUUUCUCAUUUUUAAAAUGGGCAAAAUAAAAAAAUUUUGUCAGCAUAUGUACCUACUCUGACUUUGAUGUCAUUUUGCAAUUAUCUUCUGGUGACAAAUAACUGCAAAAUUAGAAAGCAUUUAGCAGAUACAACAGUAUCACUUUUUAGCCCACCUUGUAAUAUUAAAUAUUAAUUAAGCAAUUUGUUGGUUUUUUUCACUAAAUGGUGACUUAAAACUAAAUUAAGACUAUUAGUCAUUAUGGUUAAAUUUGCAUAUAGCCAUUAAGGUUAAAUUUGUAUAUAGUCAUGGUUAAAUUUGUAUAUAGUCAUAAUGGUUAAAUUUGCAUAAAUGACACAAAAGUAGCUAAAUUUUUAUUUUAAAUAUAUAAGAGUAAACGCAGUAAUAGCUCCUGUUGUAAUUUAAAUAUUUAUGCUUGUGGAGGUUUCAGAUUUAGAUACCGGUAUUUAUAAUUGAUUUGAUUACAUUCUUCUAAUGUUUGGAACAGAUUUCAGAUUUUAGAUACUGGUAUUUAUAAUUGAUUUGAUUACAUUGUUCUAAACUUUGGAACGACAAAACUGAAGUAUUGUUCCUGUUUUUUCUAUAACCAGAAUAUUUUCAAUUAUAUUUUCUUAAUUUGUAAAAUGAAAAUGAAGCAAGUUUACUUUCUACUAAUUUUUUUCUUUUCUUCCAGCAUUUAUCUCAUUGACCACGCCUGGACCUACAGCAGUACCGAUGCUUAUGCAGCUCUUAAAGAAGUUCCUGGACUUGUGCAGCGAAUGACUGGGUUGAUGGAUAUUCAAGAAAAUGGACAAAGUCAAGAGGAAUUAAUAGACAUUAUUUUAGACACCAUGUGGCAGUAAGUUUUGAGGAUAAUAGAGCUAUUAAGAGUUUAAAUACUUACAGAAAUUGUUCUUUUGUCAUUUUGAUAUGAACAUGUAAUGUUUUCAUUGUGAUAGGAACGUGUAAUGUUUUUAUUGUGAUAGGAAUGUGUAAUGUUUUCAUAAUGAUAGAAACUUUUGAUGUUUUACGUUUUUUUAAAAUAAUUUUUUUGUUCAAUUAAUUUUUUUAAAUUUCAUUGGCAGAGAAAAUCUGUAACUGAUAUUGCAUAAAAGCUUCUCGCUAUUACAUUAAUUUCUUCUUCAAAUAAAUCAACAGUUUAGGAAUAGGAUAAAACUAACCACAUACUUUGUUUCUUCUUAUCUCAACCAGAUAUAACCAGACCUAUAGAUUUGGAAACUUUGCCAUGGUAAGUGGUUUGUAAUAAAGGGAGGAGUCAUACUUAACAAGUAGGUAGACUACUACAUGUCAUGUCGUGUUAUUUUACCUGUUGUGGAUAAUGUCUACUAAAGAUGGCUUCUUGCUAAAAGGAUCAUUAACUUGUUAAGCUUCAUUAUUCUUAUAUUUUGCGUCUGGUCAUAUUCUUAAGCUAUUACAAAGUGGCCGGGAUGGUCUAAGCUGAGCCAAUCCCAAACUUGUAGAUUGGAGUUCCAUCCUCAGCAAAAGCGUAGUCAAACUAAAACAUAAGAGAUGGAAGACUCCGUGUUCAAACCCGGAAAUGGAGUCCCGUAAUUGGUAUGAUAUUAAAAUAAUUACGGCUAAUUCUGCGACAAGGAACUCUUAAAGAGCACAGUGAAACGCACUAAAAAACACUGCUGGUCAUCUACUGUAUCCUGGUCUAUUUCCAGUUGUCUUGCCAUUGGAAAAAAUAGGGAAGGGUGAGAAAGUGCGUCUGAGGAAUUGAGCAACUCUCCCACACUUUAAACAAAACAAAGUUCAUGUCCCGGCUACUACUCAAGUUGAAGCCUGGGUCAUCUUCGUGUGCGAAGGACGAACAAUAAUAGUAAUAACAAUAAUAAUAAGCUAUUACACAGUCUUUUAAUGACUUAAAUAUUCAGACCUGUUUCUCUGCAUAAGUUGUUCAUGAGUACAUCCAAGAUGGAGUUUUACUAUUACUAUUUUUAUUAAGGACCUCUGUUUGUCCAUGCAGUUCCAGGUGCUUUCUUUUGCCCAACUGAUGCCAGGUGACAUUUGAGCAGAUCUUUGUAGCACUUGCUGUCUCUUUUGCCCAACUGAUGCCAGGUGACAUUUGAGCAGAUCUUUGUAGCACUUGCUGUCUCUUUUGCCCAACUGAUGCCAGGUGACAUUUGAGCAGAUCUUUGUAGCACUUGCUGUCUCUUUUGCCCAACUGAUGCCAGGUGACAUUUGAGCAGAUCUUUGUAGCACUUGCUGUCUCUUUUGCCCAACUGAUGCCAGGUGACAUUUGAGCAGAUCUUUGUAGCACUUGCUGUCUCUUUUGCCCAACUGAUGCCAGGUGACAUUUGAGCAGAUCUUUGUAGCACUUGCUGUCAACUCAUAUAUUUUGAUUUUCUUUGCACAGCCAGCUAUAAAUACGACUGCUUUAGGGUUACGAUUAUCUCCCAUGAUAGUAAGAAAUUCUAUGCUCACUAUUUGUUAGUGAACAAAUAUCAUGUCUCUUGUUCCUUGGUUUGCUCUGAAAGCUCAUUGUUGAUUUUUGAGAGUUUCUUCUGCUUUAGACAAAGUCUAAGGGAACCUCAGUGAAAUAGUUUCCCCAUUGUAAUUCUCCGCUAGUUUGAGCAAUGAUUAUAAUUGAAAUACACAUAGAUUGAUGUAUAGUCGUUGUAUUAGUCAUGUUUAAUUAUAAAUAGAAGUAUUGUAACCCUUUCCUUGAAUUAAAUUAUUUUUAUGUUUACAGGGAUCGGAUGAUGCGCUCCCGAGGUGGUAUAUUAUGGAUGAAUUCGGUAGUCGCAUACGCCAUUCGGAUGACCCAAAUUUUCGUGUGGUUCCAUUCUUCUUUUCUGGAACUGGGUUGGCUUACUCCAUUAUGUGGCCUAUCAAAGAUACAGAGACAGGAGGUGAGAUAAGUGUCAAGUUAGUAUAUGGUCACUCCAGCAAAUAUAAAUUUGUUUAGCAAAGGCGAGGGUGGUAAACCCAAAUGGCUUCUAGGGCCAUUUUGUAUUGCUAUUCAGCUCUUCUCAGGCAGCAUGUCAUUACACAUAAUAAAUAAAAAAACACCAAAUAGACAAUGUACAUAAUUAUUUAUUUAGUUAGGAAGGAAAAAUUAAUUCACAUUUUCUGCACAAUUGCACCAUAUGGAACCAACCUCCUACUAGUGAUCCUCAAUUUCCUGUAUUUCUUUUCUUAUUUCUAAUAUUUUACAAAUUUCAAAAAUAUUUUUGCAUGUUAAAAUGUUAUUUUUAACAUUAAUGAAGCAUAAAUUCUUUUACUCCCUGUAAUCUUUUGGUUAUCAGACAUAUUUCUGUCUUGGAAAACCCAUCUUCUGGCAAUUUCAUAGCAUAAAUGGUGAACACUCAAAACUUAAAUUAUUUUAAUCUGUUUUCUAUUUCUUGUUGUUUUUUGUUUUCUCCUGUCUGCUGAAGAAGACUCUUGAAUCGAAACAUUCUCCUUUCUCUGUCCUGUCUUUAUAUUUCAAGCUUUGGUAUACCUUGUUCCAAUAUUUCCUUCACACAGCGUGAACGCAGUCCUUCAUUUAUUAUGUAUUUAUACUUUAUGCACAUAAUUCUCAGAUGAUAAUAGAUCUGCACUUACCACACACGCAUAUGCAACAUGCAUAUGCAACACAUGUGCCACACACACAUGUAAAUAAAUAAAUUGAAAAUGUUUAAUUAAGAUUUAACAGUUUCAAAAAAUAACAUUUUAAUUCAUUUAUUCCAAGUGAACAUUUGUAACAUGAAUGAAACGAAGUGCAAUUUGAAUGAAGAAAGGAUCAAUUACUUUAUUAUACAUCAGCCGGGCUGCAGCCAAGGCAAGGUUUGGAUGAAGAAAGGAUCAAUUACUUUAUUAUAUAUCAGCCGGGCUGCAGCCAAGGCAAGGUUUGGAUCAAGAAAGGAUCAAUUACUUUAUUAUACAUCAGCCGUGCUGCAGCCAAGGCAAGGUUUGGUUCAUGAGAAUUAGUCCUCAGAUAGAUCCAGGGCAAUACAGUUAUAUGAUGGAGAAAAAUGGAGUCAUAGAUUUUCUUUGUAAAGCUUGAACAAAAAAAUUAAAAAGUGAGAGAAACUACAGAACAUCUUUAUGCUACAGCAAAACUAUACAGUGAAGUAAUAUUUAAAACAUUCAACAAUUUUUUCCAACUUUAACAUAAAUUGACUUAUGUAUGUAACAUACCUUCACUAUAACUUUUGAAAAUGUAAUUAAAAUGUGUUAUAAUCAUAUGAAGUAUCUUUAAAGGUGCAGAAGCCGUCUUCUAGAGCAUUGUAACCCAUCCUCUAUGGUAUUGUUGUAAACCAUCCUCUAGGGCGGUGUUCCCCAAACGGUGAUCCGUGGACCGGCACCGGUCCGCAAGCCUUAUGUUACUGGUCCAGAGAGCAUGAAUAUUGAUGUUUAAAUAGAAAGAAAAUGUAAUGAAUAAAUCUGGCACCAGUCGCUGGUGCAGUUUCCAAAAUUGUCCACUGGUCCGUGAAACUUAAAAGUUUGGGAAACGCUGCUCUAGGGCAUUGCAACCCAUCCUCUAGGGCAUUGGUAACCCAUCCUCUAGGGCACUGCAACCCAUCCUCUAGGGCAUUGUAACCUAUCACAGUAUGUACCAGAAAUCUUACAUGUAAGGAAGUUGCCUGACAAAAUGGAAUAGAUUCUAAACCCCAAAAAACAGUAACAUGGCUAAUCUAAUCAAAGACACAUAUAAAAAUAAACUAUUGUAUAGACUUAAUUUUUUUUUAAAUAACAUAAAUUUAUUAUGUUUAGCAUUACACAUUCCUUAAUUAAUGGCUAAAUGUCACAAUUCUAACACAUCCAUAGAGGCCAUACUAAAGGUAAUGGAGUCAUUAUCAUUUACAGUAAGAGUGUAUUUUCCCAAAAGUGUGCCAAUGUAUAAUGUUUUGUUUAAAAAAAUAUUUUUGUUUAAUCAUUUAGAUGAAGCAACAAGAGAUUACCUGGAAGGAGAAAUAAAUCCUGCUGUUAGACAAGCAAAACUGAUUCCCUGGCAGCCAGUAGACUUAAGUGACCUUAGUUAUAGUCAAAAGGAACCAGGUGUUGAGCACUUUGCUGUAAGUCAUAUCCUGGUACACACUUAAAUAUUGAUGUAAAAAUGAGUUAUUUCAAGAUUUUUGUUUUUACAAAUAACUAUUUUUGAAAUUUUCUUUACAUUUGUAUUUAUUUUUAGGCAAAAUUCAUCAUUUAUUUUCAGAGCUACCGACUGAAUGAAACUUUACCAUCUUCAGAUUUUGAGUUUCCUGGUUUACCCAAAGACAGAAAUGUUAAGGUCUUCAUUGAAUACAGGGAAUUUAUUGAACAUUUAACUGACCCCAGGUUUGAAGUUGUGGAAUCCCCAGAUCAAGCUGAUGUACUUUGGUAUUUUCGUCACUUUCAUGAGUUUCUGUGAGUUUAUAAAAAUAAUUGUUACGGUAAUCCCUUACUUAUUUCUUGUUCCAUAUCAAAACUCAAAUAUUCAGAAUAGCUGGUUUUAAAAACAAAAAAAGAAAAAUGAUUGUUUAGUUGUUUAAUUAUUAAACAUAGGCAUGUUAAAUUUUUAAAUUUAUGAAUUGAAAUGAAAAUGUUUAAGAGUUCAAAUACUUAUACAAUUUGAAACGUUCCUUUCUCUGAUGACUAACAAUUUUAUGUGCAAUUUUCUUGUAAUUGCUACUAAAAAGACUCCAUACUACAUUGAUAUAAACUAACUAAUACUACAUCGAUAUAAACUAAUACUACAUUGAUAUAAACUAACUAACUUGAAAUUUUUAAAGCAUAGUUUUUUUUCAAUGUGUUUGUGAAAUUUCCUCUUGAUACAGAGAAUUGAGUCAGACUAAGCCAGGUUGUUUGAUCAAUCAGUUUCCCUGUGAGAAUGUUGUCACUGUCAAAGAUAUGAUGGCGAUUGUUGCACGCAGAGCGGCAACCCCUGACGCAGAUGAUCCCCUGGCAUCCAAUCCAAAAUGGCUACCGGUUACGUACAAUCUGAAAACAGAACUCGCAAAGUUUGUCUCAUUUUACCAGCAUAGAGAAAAAAGGUAAAGGGGAAAAAUCUUUUAAGUGUGCAAUCCUAUCGUCAAGAGAUCUGUUACUUGGCUUUUCAGUACUUUGAAAAAAUGAAUAGACCAGGUCUAUUGAUAAUUAACUACAUGGUCAAAAUGACUGUUUUCAUUCUUAAGUGUUCUUAAUACUUAAUUAGUAGUUAGAUUAAUUAGAUUAAUUAGUAGCAUAAAUUUUACCAUUCUUCACUGAUUGGCAACUUAUGGCUAAAAGAUUUAUCAAAGUCAGAAGAAUAUUGAGACAUAAUUUUAUAUUUGUCUUAAAACUUUUAGAUUAAAAUUCUAACGAUGUUUGCCCAUAUUUUCCAGAGAUCUUGAUAAUCAUUGGAUUUGCAAACCAUGGAACUUGGCCCGAAGUCUUGAUACCUAUGUCACAAAGAAUCUUAAACAGAUUGUCCGCCUGCCAGAUUCGGGACCAAAGGUUGGAUUUUAAUCUUUACAAUUGAAUACUGAUUUCUUACAUAUUUGUUAAUUUAAUUUCAUGUAUUUCUUUUCAUUAAGAUUAAAUCUGGACAAAAAAAUUUAAUUUCAUGUAUUUCUUUUCAUUAAGAUUAAAUCUGGACAAAAAAAUUUAAUUUCAUGUAUUUCUUUUCAUUAAGAUUAAAUCUGGACAAAAAAAUUUAAUUUCAUGUAUUUCUUUUCAUUAAGAUUAAAUCUGGACAAAAAAAUUAAAAGCUUUCGAUUAGAUAAAUUAAUUUAUCUUUUUAUUUUUAAAGAUUCACUGUGAGCACUUCACUUUUUUUGUUUCAAAUACAGUUUUAAAUAAACUAACGUAUUUACUCGUCUAUAAGUCGAGGUCAGUUUUUUCACCAAUUAUUUAAUAAGCUUUGAGUUGUGCACAAGUGGAGGUUUAAAGUUGAGGAGCUAUGAAAUUCUUGGAUUUUUAUAAUUUUGUCAGAUUUUACCUAGCAGAAAUUGCUGCAAUGUAUUCUUAACCAUGGCCGGUGUAUGAUUGACUCAUCCCAGCCAUAGUUUAGUGUACAGUGCAGCGAAAUGUCUGAAAAAUCUACCAGUAAGUAAACUAGCACUACCGGUAGCUCAACAUUGCCUCACAUUCGAAAUUAGCACUGACACAUGGAUAAGUCGACUCACCAUUUUAAAAUAAAGUAUACGACUAAAAUUUCUAGACUUAUACAUUUGCACAUACCGUAGUUCUUAGUAUCUCCUAUUUUAAUUAAUUAGUUAUAAGGGUCUACUAUUUAAUAAUCUAAGUUAAGCUAUUAAUUUUAUCUGAGCCUCCAGCUAUCAUGUAUCAUCCACUGCCAUGUUUCAGGUGGCAUGUAAAUACAUUGAGAAUCCCGUCCUGUUCUAUCGCUCUGAUGUUCAAGCUCAAGUCAAGUUUGACAUUCGCUACAUCGUUCUCUUGACAAGUGUUGAACCUCUACAGAUAUAUGCCUACCAGGUUUUUUGGCUUAGAUUUGCCAAUAUGUAAGUCCUAAAAUAAUUUUAAAAAAUUAUUCUUCAUGUUUUUCUCAUGUUGUUUUACUAUGAUGUAACAUAUUCAGGGGCGUUGGAAGGAAGAGGCAGUCCUCGCCGGGCAGUACAUUUUACUUUAUAUGGGUGGGCGGGAUUAUCUGCCAGUUGCAGAGUUUUUUUUUUGGUGAAAGUGGGGUGGAAAAACUCUUGAUCUGCCCUGGAUGGCACUAACCCUUGCUACUACACUUGACCUGUCCUGGUUUGCACUAACGCUUAAGACUGUCCCAGGUCACUGCAUGACUGUCAUGUAUCAUCAUAUGAAGGUUUUUUGGCUUAGAUUUGCCAAUAAGUAAGUCCUAAAAUAAUUUUUAAAAAUUAUUCUUCAUUUUUUCUCAUGUUGUUUUACUAUGAUGUAACAUAUUCAGGGGCGUUGGAAGGAAGAGGCAGUCCUCGCCGGGCAGUACAUUUUACUUUAUAUGGGUGGGCGGGAUUAUCUGCCAGUUGCAGAGGUUUUUUUUGGUGAAAGUGGGGUGGAAAAACUCUUGAUCUGCCCUGGAUGGCACUAACCCUUGCUACUACACUUGACCUGUCCUGGUUUGCACUAACGCUUAAGACUGUCCCAGGUCACUGCAUGACUGUCAUGUAUCAUCAUAUGAAGGUUUUUUGGCUUAGAUUUGCCAAUAAGUAAGUCCUAAAAUAAUUUUUAAAAAUUAUUCUUCAUUUUUUCUCAUGUUGUUUUACUAUGAUGUAACAUAUUCAGGGGCGUUGGAAGGAAGAGGCAGUCCUCGCCGGGCAGUACAUUUUACUUUAUAUGGGUGGGCGGGAUUAUCUGCCAGUUGCAGAGGUUUUUUUUGGUGAAAGUGGGGUGGAAAAACUCUUGAUCUGCCCUGGAUGGCACUAACCCUUGCUACUACACUUGACCUGUCCUGGUUUGCACUAACGCUUAAGACUGUCCCAGGUCACUGCAUGACUGUCAUGUAUCAUCAUAUGAAUGUACCAUGUCAUCGUAGGACACUCCGAUUUCAUGGUUUCUCUGUCCAUUGUCAUCGUCUGAUCUUAUUUGUCCAUUGGUUGUUAUUUAAACCUGUAAUUUAAGAGAAAUCUUUAGCUGUUGAGUUAGGUUUGUCUCAACCUGUGCCCCCCCAUAGAAAAGAAUUUCUUAAUUUUUUACUUAAAUAUUUCCAGCUUUGGGUUUACUAUUAUUUUAUUUCUAUAUCUCAUUCAGUAUGUUUAAUGGUCCCCUCCUGUACCAGGGUAUCGUAUCCAUAAAGUAACGUCAUCUUCAUGACCGAUUCAUUCAGUUCAUUAUCAACACGUUUGCCUCUUAAAUUAUAAUCAUUGAUACAUUUGGUUUUUAAUGAGUUUCAUCACCAUCUGUAAUCCAGGCCGUACUCCUUGACAUCCCUCUAUGAUUAUGAGAAACAUUUCACUGUGAUGAACUAUGUGGAAGGUGCCGACACCAAACUAAAGCAAGUCCACUACAAUGAGUUCAUCCCGGAGUUUGAACGCCAGUACCCUGAAUUUCAAUGGCAAGAUGUCGAGGUCAGUUUUUUUUUAAAUAUAACCUUUUAAUAUUCAGUAAGCUUUCUUAGUUUUAUUUCUACACUUAAGUUUUCUUGUCAAUAAAUGUCUUACUCUCUAAUUAUUUUAACAAUUUUUUUAUUCAUUUUGUUGAAAUUUGUUAUGAACUUCCUUAAAUAAAUAUUUUAUUUUAAAAACUAGCAGCGAAUAUGUGUUGAUAACUUUGCUUGUUGUAUUACAGAAUGAUAUAUUCAGGAUGUUUAAAGAACUUUUCCAAGCUGCCACUGCCCUCCCAGCCCCCCAAGGUAUCGGGCAAUCACCUCAAUCAAGAGCCAUGUAUGCUGUAGAUCUAAUGUUGGCAUGGGACAAAAAACCUACAGGUAUUUGAUUCACUAAAUUACUCAUGUGUGCAUCAAUAAAGAAAAUACACCUUUUAAAUAUCACCUUUGUAACUGGUAAGACUUUGCAUCAGUGUAACAGAACAGAUUUUGUACCAGAGUAACAGGCCAAAUUUUGUACCAGAGUAACAGGCCAGAUUUUGUACCAGAGUAACAGGCCAGAUUUUGUACCAGAGUAACAGGCCAGAUUUUGUACCAGAGUAACAGACCAGAUUUUGUAAAUAUAAAUGAAAGGACUGCUUUCAAGCUUAGUAAAUGAAUGAAAUAGCAAAACGAGGUAUGUGGAAGCUUGAAAUAAGAUAACAGGACAAAAAACAAGGAUGUUCGGCACAAAGCCUUCCUCAGCCAACAAUAGAAAUGAAAAUAUAACAUACCAUUGAGCAGUGGCCAUAACACUGGGGAAAUUAUUGGCUCAAGCACUGGGGAAAUUAUUUGCCUGAGCACUGGGGAAAUUAAAAAUUCUUUCAUUUGGAUUUCAAAUAAAUAUUAACUAGAUAUUUUCAUUCAGGAUCCAAGUUUUUGAAGUUCUAGGGCAUUUGGACUAUGAGACCCCAACUGUAUUUAAAAUGAUGUAAUUAAUUGUAAACCUGAUAUGGCAAAUUCAUGAACUGACUGGUCUUUUCAUUUAUUUUGUGUCUUGCAGGUGAAAAAGUGAUCCAGCCAAUGAUUUGUGAGGUCAACUUUAGCCCAGACUGUGCAAGAGCUUGUAAAUACCAUCCAUUUUUUGUGAAUGACAUUUUUAGUGUGCUCUUCCUAGAUGACACUGAAGACAAACAUGUGGUUCCACUCUGAUGUCAUUCCCACUUUCUUUUAUCAAUCAUAACAUUGAAGCAAUGACAGUUUUCAAAUAAUGAAUGCAGCGGGUGACAAUUUGGCAUAGAGAUUUUUUUUUUAAACAGAUGGUCAUCCAUGAGAUCUUUUGGCACACUUUGUUUAAAUUUUCCAUCUGGAAAAUAAUGUUUAAUUUGAGAAACGCAGACCCUUUACCCAAGUUAAAUCCCAUUACUCUUUUUUGUAAAAGGAAACCAGAUAAAAAUAUAUGCCUUGCCUGUAACUGCUGGAAGUAAAAUAAAUUUAUUGGUCUACAUGUUUUCAGUGAAAGGAAAUAAUAAGUAGGUUAUAUCUCAUUAGAAAUAUAUUAUGAUAUCUUUUAAUAUUAAAUUCUGAAAUUAUAUAAUUUCAAAUUUAGAUGCAGGUCUCAUUGAGCAGUCAUAGCAUUCAUUUGGUAUGAUAACUAAGACCAUCUAAAACUAAGACCAUCGGUGAACGCUCCUUCUGCUUCCAUGGGCCCACGUUCUGGAACCAGCUCCCCUUCCAUAUACGUCAUAGUGAAACCUCGUCCAUUUUCAAAAAGUCCCUUAAAACUCAUCUGUUUAGGU